Metarhizium brunneum ARSEF 3297 is the source of this 369-nucleotide messenger RNA. It is a transcript of the gene MGST3, whose product is annotated as Microsomal glutathione S-transferase 3. The record is from RefSeq and is a predicted model, not a curated record. Gene Ontology annotation, molecular function: glutathione peroxidase activity; glutathione transferase activity. Lineage: Eukaryota; Fungi; Ascomycota; Sordariomycetes; Hypocreales; Clavicipitaceae. Gene Ontology annotation, cellular component: nuclear envelope; endoplasmic reticulum; membrane.
AUGCUGCGAACCUCCCAGCUUCGCAAGGCUAGUGGUAUUGUGUACCCCAACUCAUAUGCCUCGGCGGAACGGGCAGAAAAGGAUGGCAAAGCUUAUGCCUUUAAUUGCGCCCAGCGUGCUCACGCAAACUUUACCGAGAAUCACACGUCAUUCCUCGGCGCCCUCCUUAUUAGUGGCCUGCGUUUUCCUAUGGCGGCAGCUGCCGUAGGUGCUGCUUGGACCGUGUUUCGCAUUCUGUAUCUCUUCGGAUAUACCAGCCAGGCCGGCCCCCGGGGUCGAACAACUGGUGCCCUGGGUUCUAUCUUGGCAGAUCUUAUUCUGAAGUUCAUGGCUGCUUACACGUCUGCUAAGCUCGUGUUUGGAAACUGA